AGUACUCCUGCUUAUCGUCUUCCCCAAAUUCGCCGCGUUUUCCAUCUCUGCAGCCGAAGCACUUUGCCUCUAACUCAGAGAAACAAUGGUUAAGCAUAACAAUGUUAUUCCAAAUGGCCAUUUCAAGAAGCAUUGGCAGAACUAUGUGAAAACAUGGUUUAACCAACCUGCCCGCAAAACAAGGAGAAGAAAUGCUAGACAGGCAAAGGCUGUUAAAGAUUUCCCAAGGCCUGCUGGAAAGCUUCGUCCUCAGGUUCAUGGACAAACCUUGAAAUACAACAUGAAACUUAGGGAGGGCAGAGGAUUUUCUCUUGAAGAGCUUAAGGGUGCCGGUAUUCCAAAGAAACUUGCUCCAACCAUUGGCAUUGCUGUUGACCAUCGUCGCAGGAACCGUUCACUGGAGGGUCUGCAAGCCAAUGUCCAGAGGCUAAAAACAUUCAAAGCCAAGUUGGUUAUCUUCCCAAGACGUGCAAGGAAAAUGAAGGCUGGUGACUCGACCCCAGAGGAGCUUGCAAGUGCCACCCAGGUUCAAGGACCAGUGUUGCCAAUUGUUAGGGAGAAGCUAGCACCCGAAUUCGUGAAGGUUACAGAUGAGAUGAAAUCAUUUGGUGCUUAUGCGAAACUUCGUGUUGAGAGGACCAACAAACGUCAUUUGGGUGCUCGACUCAAGAGGGCUGCUGAGGCAGAGAAGGAAGAGAAGAAGUAAGAGGUUUGAUUAAAGCAGUUUUGGAUAUGGUUUUGUUUGAAACUUCAUAUUUUAGUUAUUGUAACUGGGAAUGGGAUGAUGAUGUUAUUUCCAGUUUGUUACAUGUUCAUCAACUGAACCAAGCCUUUAUCUUUUACCCAUUUGCUUCUCAAAUCCAACUGAACCAUGCUAUUAUCUG
Messenger RNA from Cynara cardunculus var. scolymus (artichoke), 884 nucleotides. Its product is annotated as 60S ribosomal protein L13-1-like. Lineage: Eukaryota; Viridiplantae; Streptophyta; Magnoliopsida; Asterales; Asteraceae. Gene Ontology annotation, molecular function: RNA binding; structural constituent of ribosome. Gene Ontology annotation, cellular component: cytosolic large ribosomal subunit; ribosome. The record is from RefSeq and is a predicted model, not a curated record. Bases 86 to 706 code for a protein of 206 amino acids. The transcript has 5 exons. Gene Ontology annotation, biological process: translation.